GGCAAUUGCACCCAUCCUAUUCAAGUAUUCCCCUUCUCUCCUAGCCAUAACUAGCAAUCCUAGAGAGAACCUACAAAGUUCCCAUACUUCAAAAAUUAAAGAAGUUUGAAAACGAUGGGAAAGUUUGGUUUCUAUGAGGCAUUACUCUUCACUCUUGCCAUGGUUUUAGCCAGCAGCAUUGGCUCCGCCCAGGCUCAAUUGAAGAUGGGUUUCUACUCCAAGAGCUGCCCAAAAGCAGAGAAGAUAGUUCAGGACUAUGUCAAUAAGCACAUCCCCAGUGUUCCUUCUCUGGCUGCUACUUUCAUCAGGAUGCACUUCCAUGACUGCUUCGUCAGGGGUUGUGAUGCCUCGGUCCUUCUGAACACGACUUCAGGGGAGCAAACUGAGAGGCAGUCCCCGCCGAAUCUUUCCCUCCGAGGGUUCGACUUCAUCGACAGGGUGAAGAGCCUGGUGGAAGCUGCGUGCCCUGGAGUUGUGUCAUGUGCUGAUGUCCUCACUUUGGUCGCCAGGGACUCCAUUGUUGCCACUGGAGGUCCUUCAUGGAAAGUACCCACUGGUCGAAGAGACGGCUUGAUUUCUAGAUCAUCAGAGGCACUGAACAACCUUCCUCCUCCAUUCGGCAACAUUACCACUCUCAGAACUAUGUUCGCCAACAAAGGGCUGGAUUUGACAGACCUCGUACUGCUUUCAGGUGCGCACACCAUUGGCCUCGCUCAUUGCUCUUCCUUCACCAACCGUCUCUACAACUUCACCGGCAGGGGAGACGUGGAUCCAGCUCUGGACAGCAGCUACGCGGCCAAUCUUAAGGCGAGGAAGUGCCGAAGCAUCGGCGACACCACGACGAAAGUGGAGAUGGACCCUGGAAGCAGGAACAAGUUCGACCUAGGCUACUACAGCCUCCUGUUGAAGAAGAGAGGGCUGUUCGAGUCGGAUGCCGCCCUGACUUCCAACUCUGCUUCAUUGCGAGAGGUCAAUAAGAUUGGCAAGGGCUCUGUUCGGGAUUACUUUGCUAGGUUUGCCAAGUCCAUGGAGAAAAUGGGCCGCAUUGGUGUCAAAACUGGCUCCGUUGGUGAAAUCAGGAAGCAAUGUGGUCUUAUCAAUAGCUAAAGCGUCUUUUUUUUUUUUCGAAAAAAUUGUUGUCGUUGUUGUUGGGUUGUUAAUUUAUGAUGUGCUGAAGAGUGGUGGUGGGUUUUGCCGUCUUUGUGAAUUUUUAUUCAAUUAUUAGUGUUGUAAUAAUGGAUGGAUGGAUGGAUGGUUGGUUCCUUUGGUAUGGGAGGAUAGAUUUGUGAACACUUCCAAGGAAUAAUACGACUUUUGUUAU
Messenger RNA from Linum trigynum, 1321 nucleotides. The record is from the annotation of a GenBank genome assembly. NCBI's taxonomy places the organism in Eukaryota, Viridiplantae, Streptophyta, Magnoliopsida, Malpighiales, Linaceae.